AUGCUGAAAACUGAUGAUGGCGUUGAACUUUACAAGGACGACGAAAAGGCUGAGCAUCUGUCCAGGUUCUUUCAGUCGGUCUUUACGAGAGAAGUCGCUGUACCCACUGAUCACUGUAAUGUGGACAAUGUCCCGACAAUUGACUCAGUGGUUCUCACAAAACCUAUUGUUCAACAGGAAUUACUGAAGAUAAAAGAAGGGACUUCGCCCGGUCCUGACGAAAUACCGGCAAAGUUGUUGAAGAAAUUAGCCACAGAAUUGGUAGAACCUCUGAGCGUCCUCUGCCAAGCCUCUCUUGAUGCAGGCAGACUGCCUCCUGAGUGGAAGACUGCGUGGAUUUCACCGAUUCAUAAAAAUGGCAGUCGCGCUUCCGCAAACAACUACCGACCAGUAAGCCUCACCUCCAUAUGCUGCAAAGUUAUGGAGCGAAUUAUCAAACGCGAACUGAUGCGGUUUUUAGAGCAAAAUCAUCUUCUGUGCGAUGCACAGCACGGUUUCCGCAGAGGGAGGUCCUGCUUGACCAAUCUACUCUACUAUCUUGAACAGUGGACCCGAGCGAUUGAUGAAGGAAACGUUGUGCAUGUGGCCUACAUAGACUUCAAGAAGGCCUUUGACAGCGUGCCACACCAACGUCUCCUAUACAAGCUCAGCCGCAUAGGGGUGAGAGGCAAGCUUUUGAAGUGGAUUGAAAACUUUUUGGUCGGUCGGUCCCAGACUGUUUAUCUUGGUGGCCAGCAAUCGGCAGAGGUGACGGUUACGAGCGGAGUACCUCAGGGCUCCGUUCUUGGCCCUAUCCUCUUCCUCAUCUAUAUUGAUGACUGUAUCCAUGGAUUGGACUGCAAAAUUGCCAUGUUUGCUGACGAUAUAAAGCUUUGGACCGUCAUCCGCAACGAGGACGAUGAAGCAAAUUUACAGGCAAACUUAAACCGACUCGAAAAAUGGUCAGGGCACUGGCUCCUCCCAUUUAAUGUUACCAAAUGCAACAUUCUGAGGAUUUGCAGAACCAGUUCUGCGCACCGGCAGACGUACUAUCUAAAUCACACACCGCUGCCACUGGUAGAGAUUCAGAAAGACCUAGGGGUGUGGGUAACAUCUUCACUAAAGCCAUCAUUCCACUGCUUGAAAGUAGCGAAAUCCGCAAUGCCCAGCCUAUACCUCAUUAAGGGGGCAUUUGCCAAGUUCGACGAAGAGUGCUUUCGCAAGGUCUUCGGGAUGUUUGUGCGCCCACGGUUAGAAUUUGCCAUUCAGGCCUGGAGACCCUGGACUGUUAAGGAUCGUACCACCCUCGAAAAAGCCCAACGACGGGCAACCAAGCUUGUCAGAGGUCAUAAAAACCUACCUUACGAAACCAGACAUUCAAAUCUUAACCUCUUUCCCCUGGACUACAGACAACUCCGUGGCGACUUAAUUCAAACGUUUAGAAUGUUACGCGGUCAGGACUGCUGCCUCGCAUCCGGUGACUUCUUUGAGCUGGCCACCACUACUAGCUUGAGUGGACACCCUCUGAAACUACGUGUGACAGGAGCGAGACUUGACGCAAGGAGGUCCUUCUUUAGCCACACAGUGGUAAAGGCAUGGAACGUCCUGCCUGUGGAUGUCGUCAUGUCCUCAUCCGUGGACUCAUUUAAGAGAAAGCUUGACCAGUACAGGGAUAUGUACCUCCACAGCAUCAGAAACUAACGAAUUCCCCCUGUGCUACCCGCCCCAUCCAACGUUUUAUGUUACAAAGCAUGCUACUCCCUAUAUUCUAGUAACAUUACGUUUUACAAUUUUCACUAUCUCCUGACCGCCACAUAUGCGCUUGCUUUGAUAUUACUUGGUCCAUUCAGUACCGUACUGGAUAUUGUACAAUUGUGACAUAGAAUGCAUUCACAGACAAAUUCAUACCAGUGGCCAAUGCUUGUUGUAUGUAAUUACUUACCUAAUUUUUUUCACACUUGCCUUACACAUUGUUUUUUUAUGACGUUAUUGUAACCAAAAGGGAGUUCAAAGGCGCUCGCCUACUUUUCCCUUAAUAAAUCUAAUCUGAUCUGAUAUGAUCUGAUCUGAAAUACUUAAAUUCUGCACUAGUAAGGGCCGGGCAAUUGUCUGAAACGACCAUCUCAGGUAUCCAAAAUGUAGAAAAAACGGUUCGCAACUUGUUGAUUGUAGUCAGUGAAGAACAAGAAUUUCCUGUCGGAAUCGCAUCAAUCCAUUUAGUGUGGGCGUCAACUACCACCAAAACCAUAUUGCCUUGUAAUGGCUCAAAAUAAUCGACGCGUACCCUCUUCCACGGCGAGCCGGGUCAGGCCCAAGGCUUCAGAGGAACCUUCGGUAAGGUCUUCUGUGUUAUUUGGCACACGUGACAUACUUUCACAACGUUUUCUAUAUCUGCGUCAACGUUGAGCCACCAAACAUAGUUGCGGGCGAGAGCUUUCAUUCUAACUGUACCAGGAUGAGCAUUAUGCAGGUCUCUGAGGAUGGCCCGUCGGCCUUGUGGUGGCACAACUAGACGAUUGCCCCAUAGUAUGCAUCCGUCUUGUAGACUCAACUCGUUCUGAUGGCUGAAGAAUGGUUGAAAAUCAGAGGAGUUAGAGGACGGCCAGCCAGAUUGCAAGGCUCUUUUUACCCGACUUAGGAGAGGGUCUCUCGAUGUCCACUGUCGAAUUUGUUGACAGAUUACAUGUGCGUUGACUAGGUUCUGCAAAAGAUUCACGGUCUCAAAAAUGGGUGCCCCGUUAAUGCCAUCGUCUACAGUAGGAAGCCUACUCAAGGCGUCAGCCACUACGUUUUCACUACCUGUAACGUAUUUCAUUGCAUACAUGUAAGCAGACAGCGUGAGAGCCCAUCGUUACAUUCUCGGCGAGGACAUCUGUUGUAUCCCUCGUUUUUCUCCCAGCAUACCUAAGAGGGGUUUGUGAUCACUGUGAAUCUCAAAGGGUCGGCCAAAAAGAUACAGGUGGAAGCGAUGUAAGCCAAACAUUAUUGAUAAGGCCUCUUUAUCUAGUUCAGGAUAGUCAGUUCUGCCUGCGACAUGGUUCUUGAUGCAAAGGCAAUUCGGCAUCUCGGUGCAUGAGAACCGCACUUACGCCGUAUGGAGACACAUCACAUUUCAGUAUGAUAGGCUUUUCGAGGUCAUAAUGAACUAUGAGAGAUGAGGAGGUAGGAGCCGCCUUUGCCUGUUCAAAAGCAUUUUGUUCGAUCUCCGACCAGUUCCAGCAACGAGUCUUUUCAAGUAGUCGAUAAAAAAGCUUUAGAAUUGUAGCCGAUUGAUUCAUAAAGGGACUAAAGUGGGUGACCAACCCCAGAAACGAACGCAAUUGACUAGUAUUGUUGGGUCGCGACGCCGUCUUCAAGGUUUUGAGCUUACGUUAGAGUGGAUGGAGGCCAGUUUUAUCCACCCUGAUGCCCAGGUAUUCUACCGAGUCGGCAAGGAAAGUGCAGUUUUCUUUCCUGAGUUUGAAACCUGCGUUUUCUAAACGUCCUAACACGAUAUUUAGAGUGUCUAGAUGACAAUGCUCAGAUGGGCCGGUGACUAGUAUAUCGUUAAGAUAUGCGCAAACGUGAGGUAUAUCCUUCACGAGGUUGUCAAUCAAGCAUUGAAAUAAACCGGGAGCCGAACUUACUCCAAAUGGUAGUCUUUUAUAUCGAAAUAAACUCCGAUGCAUAUUGAUGGUGGUGGCGUCUCGGGAUUAAGUAUCUAGGACGACUUGGUUGUAAGCAUGCUUUAGGUCCAAAGUUGUAAACUGACGACCACCUGAGAGGGAUGCGUACAGAUCCUCGAUGCGCGGGAGAGGAUAAGGGUUCAGUUUAGUUGCUGAGUUGAUUGUCAGCUUGUAGUCGCCACAGAUACGCACAGAACCAUCGGAUUUAAGAGCAGGAACUAUUGGGGCUGCCCAUUCCGAAUAUUGCACGGGCUAAAUAAUAUUCGCUUUCUGUAGGCGAUCCAGCCCUUCUUCGACCUUCGGUGCGACUGCAUAGGGGACUGUACGAGCUUUGAAGAACCGAGGCCGGAAAUCUGACUAAAACUGGAACUUAACAGAUGGACCGCGGUAGUGGGUAUCAGAAUUGUCAUGAAAUAGAUCUUCAUUAUUUACCAAAAUGAAAUCUAAAGCCGGAUUAACACCAAUCCGAUGUACAGGGGAUAGUACAGAAGGCACACAUUUAAUCCAAUUUCGUCCGAGGAGAUUUGGUUGUUGGCUUCCUCUCACCACACGAACCGGCAAGUAAUGAAGUUCUCCAUCAUGCUCGACUUCGGCUGUAAAAACUCCUCGAACCUCUACGUUCUGUCCAGUGUAACUACGGAAUGUUGAGCUAGCCGGAAGAAGAGAGGGUAAUUUCUGAAAAGAGGCCUCAUUGAUGAGAGUGACGGCUGAGCUAGUGUCGAUUUCAUACUUCACGGGAUGGCGAUCAACCGGAAGCGUGAUGGUCUAGGGCGAUUGGAGUGGCGCGUUGGCCGAAAACAUUCGGAGUAUCGCCUCCCCAUCCCCAGAUGGAUUAGGGUAGGUCGCAUGCGUGUUAGUGUUCGCUCGUCCUUUUGAGAAGCGCACUCGUUCGAUGUGGUCGAUUUUCUUGAAAAACUGGCAUACCGUCUUCUGGUGUCUACAGUCUGACUACCGGAUAUGAUGCUGACCACAACGGUAGCAGGAUGGUAGUUGUUUUGAGGGAGCUGAGGGUCGCUGUCUAGGUGAAGACACAGCAGUGUUGACCAGGGAGACAGCCAUUUCCGCUUACAAGGAUGCUAUCACUCCAUCGUUUGACUGAUUCAUCUGCUGAAGAUUUUGCCACACGCGCUCCUGGUGACCGGCGAUAUCACAGGCUUUCUCCCAUGACAAAUCCUUCUUCUCUGAUAAGAGAUUUUCCCGACCUUUUUCAUCGCGCAGACCGACGAUCAACUGCUGAACGAGCAUUGCGUGCUCGAAGUUGUCUGCAUUGAUCUCUUUAUACCCACGGUCCUGAAUGGCAAGAGUCAGAUUCGUAAUAAAUUCACUGACACAUUGAUUUGAUUCUUGACCCAUUUGACAAGACUGAUAGCGACUGAGAAAGACGUUGUCUUUUCCUCCCCAAGCUGACUCGAGUUUUUUGAAGACUGUUUGGAGAUCUUUAGCCUGUUGUAGAUUGAGGGCAUCGAAAUAUCGUUGUCCCAACGCUCCGAGACUCGUUUGGAGGAGUUUCAACUUAGAUGGGAUGUCUAGUACAAUCGUGGGUUACAAAAUCUGGAGCGGUUCAAUAUAAUCCUAAAAUGUGUUCCUCCAUUGCCACCACGAGUCAUUUGAGGGUUUCUGGGUGUUCUUUGGCCAGAAAGGUAACGGUGUAGGCAGUAAUGAAGACAUGUUCGUUAGGCUGUGUCGCCAAUAUAUGCAAAACAGAAGGUUAAUUGAAAAUAGGACGCGUAAUGAGCACGGUAGGCAGCACAAGUGAGGAGGCUUGUGAAAAAGUCCGGGUAUAUGACAAAGGGGGCAGUCAUGGGCUGAUGGGUGGGCAAUCAGCACAAAGAAGGUGGGAACAAGGGAAGGAAGCACAGAGGCAGAAGGACCACCACAAAUCCAAGUGCAGUGUAUGUGUAGAGACAUCAGAGACAAAUCAAUAUAAGUGUUAGUUUAACAAUGCAACCAGCCCUGCAAUCCGAAAGUAGUAUAUUCACCAGUACACUGCUAUCUAUAAACGCUCUUUGAACAUGACUCUUGAGUACCAUAUAAUUCGACAGGCAAAAUAACUUUAUUAAUGCCCCAGACCAGUUUCAUCAAUGGUACAUGUGACAACUCAUAAAAACGCGUACGUUUCACCAAGGGAACACAAUAACCCAAAAUCCGCACACGUCGCGUUCCCAUAAAGUCCAAAAUCCGCACAAAACGCAAUCUUUUGGGAAAUUAUGACACACAUGUCGUUUGUGGUUUAUAAUCUCAUAGAAAAAAUUAAUUUUCACUAAAUUAAACUGUGAGGGAUGUUUGCAUACAUGAUGUUGAUACAUAUAUUAAUGAAGGGUGAUUAGUGUAAGUGCAUUUUGUUGGCUCACUUUGGGCAUAUCCAGCCAACCCACAUAUUCUACUCGAACAGAUUUGGUUCCAGUAUAGAAAAACUUCAUUUGGCAGACCAGAUAGAAUAUUUGGUUGGAAAGGUGAAAUCAGCGUUGCCAAUCUUCAGGAAUGCGACAGCAACGCAUUGUUCCAGUCAAGACCUAAUGAUUGACGUGAGGUCGAUAACAGGUACCUUGACCGAUAUCUGAAGCUAUGCCACAAAGGGGUGGACGAAAACGCCCAUAUAUUGGAUAUUUCAUUUCUUUUAGCUUAACAUAUUCCAUUCGCAUCGUCCCACUGAUUCUAUGCCUGAUUAGACUGAUGAAUUUCCAACCCACCAAACGCUAGUUAGUCCUGCAGGGUUUGCAAAUAUGUGCUUGGCCAUUUUGGUUUAUAAGUCUGAGAUGGUUAUUUCGGUAGUCCUAGCUUCCGCCAGUUAUCUUACCAUGCAGUUAUAGGAGGAGAGGGAGAGGAAGAAAUGCAGAGUGUAGGACAGAGAGAUGAGUGAACAUGGAAAGAAAUGAAAUUACUUUGGAGCAAAAGGUGAAAUCGUGUUGCAAAGUUUAAGGAUUGUCCAAAAUGCACGGCAACCUCAAAGGGGGCACUGCACCCAUCAUUGUCGCGUCGGAAUGCGUUUACUUCGCUUGUCAAUUUUAAGAGUCUUGGCAAUCAUGACAAUUUUUUGGAAUUUCAUUCAUCUAGCGCAUUCUGUUGGUCCAAUGAGCCCAUCGUAAUCUGACACAUGAAAUCAGCAUAUGUGUGAAGGAUGCCCUUUGAUUAUUUCGGGUCGUUAAAGCAAGCAAACGGACCAGAAUUGAAAUUGUGAUGGAGAAAUUUCCUCAGUCCAUGCAUACGCUAUAUGAAUUCAGGGUAAAUCAAGUUUCGAUGAAUGAAUGACGAUGGCUUACAAUAUUGUUUCAUGUUUAAAUGCAGAUUGUACUUUAGGACGGCGUACGUGUGCAAGAAACCUCAGAUUUAUUCCGAACCGUUAAGAUCCAUGUCUGCAUUUGCUAAACUAUAUCGAGCAACAAUAUAUGUGACCCUGUCCGGGAAAGCGUGUUAAAUGACACAUUGCAUGAGGAUGGGUUCGGUCGAUAUCAUUUCAUAGGAGUCACAUGCUCCGCGUGAAAGAACACACUCAACCAUUUAAAAAUUCCAUCACUUUUCAACUUAGUUGGCACACAGCUUAUUUCAAAAAUUGAUUUUACUGUUGAUGGUUUAUGUCGUGAAGUGCUACGCCAGUGUGAAUAUGAACGACAUUUGACAAAUUUAACUUAUUCACUCCUGUAUGUCUGAAACAUUGAAUUGUAUUUCAAUCGAUUGUUUCGACUUAUUUCUACGUGACGGACGGUCCUCCACAAGAACCAAGUUUACGACUGAGCACGUUCCAACCAUCUUCGUCAGCAGGAUCCAAGAACAUGUCCUUGUUUUAUAUUGCCGGUUGUCGUAAGAAAUGUUACUCGAUAAAGUAAGUUUCGGGAGGGUUUCCAAUUCGACAGAAUUGGACACGUAAUGCAUGCACUUGGUAAACAAACGUAAAGAACGGUGCAAAAUACGCAGGGCAAGUUUUUAUAGCAAUUUUGGUCAGUAUGGUACAUUCAUCGGAGUCCCUAUUGCCAUGAUAAGGGAUCAUGUUUAGAAAAUUCAUAGUCCUUCAAGAUUUGACUAGAGGUGCAGCAGUCGUCGUUGAUUGAUGAGUAUUGAGCGGGUUUUUGAAUCAAACGGCAACAUUCUCCACUAGUCACGUUUCAUCAAUAUAUAUGUAUAUGCAGAAUGAUAUUACCGACAAAGACAAGGGAGACUGGAAUGGCCAUUUCUGGCUUAUUAGCCGUCGUCAGCCAGCCAUAUCCAAGCCCGAAGUGUGGAACACCCGAGCCUCGAACUCGCGACCUGUUGGUUUAGAAGUCAACGCCUCUACCCACCGGGCCACGAGCCCGUUGCCCUGUCCGUUUUCGAUCGGGAAUAUACAAUGUUAGGGGGCGCUCACCGACGACGGCUAAUAAGCCAGAAAUGGCCAUUCCAGUCUCCCUUGUCUUUGUCGGUAAUAUCAUUCUGCCUAUAUAUCAUGCGCCGCUGUGCGGCUGCUGGUUGGGCUCGAGAGAGAGCGCCUAAGGCACAACGGAACGAGUGAGUUCCGUAUGAACGAUCGGUGAGCGCCCCCUAACAUUGUAUAUUCCCGAUCGAAAACGGACAGGGCAACGGGCUCGUGGCCCGGUGGGUAGAGGCGUUGACUUCUAAACCAACAGGUCACGAGUUCGAGGCUCGGGUGUUCCACACUUCGGGCUUGGGUAUGGCUGGCUGACGACGGCUAAUAAGCCAGAAAUGGCCAUUCCAGUCUCCCUUGUCUUUGUCGGUAAUAUCAUUCCGCCUAUAUAACAUUUGCUGUUUCAGCAAAAUACUAGCGGCACUUUACCUAAACGGAGCUGAGAUGGUGAAAACGGUCGCAAUAUAAAGCAACAGGCAUGUUUUGUCAUUUACAGCAGAAAAAUAGCAGAGUAUUUUGCCGCAGGUAAAAUCGAGUAAAAGUGUUAGUUGACGUUUUGGCUUCAUCAUGAAAAAUGUUAACUACGCGGAUAUUCGUCGACGAAAUACGGUACUGAAGUAAUCCUUAAACGGCUGGCUUGGUAGCCAAAUUUUCAUAAUUGAUUUCAUUUGCGAAUUUUUACGUUUCUAUCCAUUCUGCUGUCGCCACAGAGUUAAUUUCGACUGUUUUCAAACUCAUCGAUUCAUUGAUGCACUCUCGUCACUAGCAAACACAUUAUCUUUUUUAAAAAAUAACCGUAACUAUUCACCUUCUCGUUGCUGUCAAAGUAGAAGAAGUACUUAUUCAGCAUGUCAUAUUAAGGAAUAGUUUAACCGAAAAUACUUCUUGAUUGACUUAAUGGCUCGCAUCUAGCAGCACACUGUUUUCUUUACAAACGUGCAAAAACACACCUUGGCAAUUCUAAAUGGCGUCCCCACCAAGUACCUGAAGCAUCCUUUCCUCCCAACAGUCCAAUGGUAAAUUAGCUACAAUGCGUGGCCGAUUUCAUGAUAUGUUGGCCGAAAUUCUCAAAUGUGUUUUCGAUUAAAAAUGAUUAUUUUGGUGGGGUUAUAAUAUUGAUUAGCAUGCAGCAUAAUUCUAUAGCCUUUCGGACUCGUCCGGAUGUCGGCUUUUGGAUGCACUCCUUUCUGACCUUCUGCAGAGACUGCGCUUUGCAAAAAAGGACUAUUUAUGUAGCAUGCAUUUUUCGUAUUGAUUUUCGAUGGUUUUACCAAUUCAAAUACAUUCUAUAGAAAAUGGCAACAAAAAUAUUCCCUCUUUUACACUUUCGGUAGAAAACCACACUGUCUUCAUAUCUUAUACCUGAAGAAAGUGUACAUUUAGGUUUUAAAAAAAUUUUCCUAUUCCCGAAUAUUUUUAAGCCAGAUCUGCUAUUGCAUUAGCGUUUAGCAACUUCAAUUUCCAAGGUGCAUGCUUUCCGCGUAAGGAAAAUCGUAUAUUCCUCUAGGCCUUUAAAAGCUGGGUAAUCCUUUUUAAUCGAAAACACAUUUCAGAUUUUCGGUCACCACUUCAUGAGAUGGGUCACGUACUGUAUCUGCGACCACUGCAAGAAGAAAAUGACAUAAAUAUUUAUUACAAAUUGGUAUAUACAACAAGGGUCUCUGAAAACAAACUACAUCAAAAUCUCAUUGAUAAUUAUAUGCAAUAUACUUUCUCAUUCCCAUUUUAGCAUAUCUGAUCCGAGUUCACACAGCGACUGUUCACAUAUUGCAGACUAGUAACAGUGAAUGAAUACGGUGACUUGAUGUGUGGUCGCUGCAGUUGCUGGUGGAACUUCCCUCAGGGCAAUUUCUUUGAAAAUGUCGCAGAGUUCACACUGAGUGUUUUUGUCAAUAGUAUUUUUAGUAAGAUACCGCAUUAUGCAUGGUAAGCCCAUUCAGCUCAUGUACGCUAAAGCGGCGACUGGUCCACUCACACUGCUCUAUCACUUCCAGCAACUUGACUUCUUGCGCACACUGGCAGUUUGCUGCGAUUCCACGUUCUAGCUUCAGUUUGAUCACUCGACCCGACAACCUAAUCAGAUUAAAUAGCAAGGAAUAAGUGUUCAUUGUUAUCGAGUUUUUUGGGAGUGAGUAAAAGGAGUUGGCUUAAAUUAUAAAGACAGCGACAGUUUUGGUAUUGUUGCAUUCACAUGUAAGGGGUUUUCGGAAUAUAAAUGAUAUGGCCCACGGUUGGAAGGCAAAUGCUUAUGAGACAUUGGAACACGAAGGAAAGUGGUGGAAAAUUUGGCAUUAAAAAACUGUUAUCCUGCGGUGACAUUUAUGUAGUAUAGGGAGGUUAGACGAGCUACUCGAUGAGAAGUAAUCGAUAAGACUAACCAGAUUGCCACUGAAAAUGUUAAAAGAUCGGCUAACGUGUAUCAAACGCCUCCAACCCCAAAACGCCGGAACAAAUCAUCUUCUAACUUGCCCGCCCUCCCAUCAAACAUUCCAUGCGCGGAUCGGCCUCAUCGGACACCUCCGAACCCGACGCCAAACACCGCAAUAACCGCUUCUACUGCCUUAGGAUACGCUCAUAUUUUCUCCCCUACACCCACUGACAAGCAUCCACGACAACUAUCACCACCGCCGUCAUUUCGGAUGACGUUUCUGACGUCGCCGAACACCACCUCCUCUGUCCCCUCCCGCCAAGCAACCCCGAGGACGAUGGCGACAACGAUGACUAUGACAACGACGAAUACCGCCUCACCCAAUUGGGUCGGCGCACUCGCUUUUUAGAUGCUGCGCCUUAUGUAGGAGGCGGCCCCAUAUUUUGAUGACAUUUGCGUAAUUUGCGCGAACCCAUCGCCUGACAUUGGUCCUAUUUCGUUGGUCGCCUCAUUGGGUAUAUGACUCACUGAUGGUUGACUUAUUUCCCCGCGUCCGCAACUCACUGCGAUUGUCUGUUCUGGAGGUGAGGUGAAAGUCGCUUAAACCAUGUAAACCGUUCGAACAAUAAGAAUGUUUUAUUUUUACCGAAUUAGUCUCUAAAAAACAAACCUAAUCGACGGAUGUGCCUGAUUCACAGCAUUUAAGAGGGCGGCCACGGCGGUCUCUAUAAUGACUAUCAUACGGAUGUCACCAACGUAGCGAUCAUAAUACCCAGGCUUAUCGAUCUGAUCCCUUAAAUGAAAUUCCUCCAGCUCGGCCAUGAAACUAUCAGCCAAGAGUUGUCCAAAAAGCGAACUCAUAGCAGCACCAUCUAUUUGUGAAGAAGGAGACACGAUCGCUGGAACAAGUGCUUUAUUAGCCUGAUGUUUCGAAUACUCCAUCACCAGAGACAGAGUCAGAUAAAGGUGCUGGAUUGCCCAGGUGUUACACUACUUAUAGGAUGUAGUUUCUAGGCCGCUACAUGCCUACCACAGUUGGCCUUGGAUACGUCCAAAUCAUCUAACUCCUGAAGUUCUGCCUCAAGACGCUAUGAGUGAUCGUUAUGGCAGUAAGUCAAUUACUUCACUAAACUGGUUAAACGGUUUAAAUAGCAGGACUGUCGACUGUUUCCUAUCGAUCAAGUCUCAAUUAUAUAAAGAAAAUUAGAUUGAAAGGUAACGGCCGACCUAAAAGUGUUAGCGUGGAUGUACUUAUAACUAAUGAAUGUCCAGCAACCGACGAAUAAAAUAAAUACGUAUGAGAAAUUAUACCCCGGAAGAAAGAAAUAGAAAUGGAAUGGAAGUUUUCAAUUAUUUUCCAAGUAGAGUUGUUGAUGAUCUAGUGAUGGAUGGAUUGUUUUGUGGCGUGGAAGUUUGCGCAUUACCCCUGCUGGUUUGUGUAGCUGAUUCCGCUCUUCAAAUGGUUGUACAACAGGAGGAUAAUUAGGAUUUAUUAGUGAGUGACAGUCAGUUUUGGGGGGCCUUCCGACAGUUGAAAUGACCAACAACAUACGUGGGUUGUAUCAGAAGGAUAAAACAAACAAACUCACUAUCAAAAGAUGAAGAUGCGAUCACUGGAACAAGAAAUUUAUUUGCCUGACGUUUCGGAUUCUCACUCGAAUCCAUCAUCAGAGACAUUUGCAGAUAAAGGAAAUGGUGGCACCAGAAGUGCAGUAUUUAUAGCACGUGGCUGCCGUGGGACCGCAUGCGCACUGCAAUUAACAGUUCUCGCAAUCACCGCUGGGAUCGUAAUUGAUGCGGUGGUGGCUUGUCGGUCCGAGUCCGAGUCGUUAAUUGCCGUGAUUUCGUCAUCCGUGCUGGAUGCUGGUGUGACGAUUGCUGGGCAAACUGACUCAAUGUCACCGUGAUGAUUGCUCGCCCGCGACCUCCCCACUUGACUGAUUCUCCCGCCCAGGGAAAAUCGCAACACGGAAUAUGGUACCGGGAGGUCAUUGUGCUUGUUGAUGGAUUGCGGGCCUGAGAACCAUGACUCGAGCAGCUCGCGGAUCACACGGUUGUCACCCCUUGCGAGGAUUCCGGCCUCUUGACAUUUGAAAAUAUGGCCGGGUCCCGUCGAGUGUGCCGCCACCUGAGAGUUAGCGUCUGCCCGCCCCACUGCUGCUGCUGCGUGCUCGGCAAUUCGCGUACGGAGUAAUCUCCCAGUUUCUCCGACAUAAUUGCUUUGUCCGCAACUAUACCAGAUCCGGUAAACGACUCCAGACGUUUCCUGCCGUGGCAGCGGGUCUUUUGGCUUCAUGACUUGGCGCCUAAUGGUUGCCUCCGGCCUGUGUGCAACCCCAACUCCAAAUGGAGUGAGAAGACGACUGACGGCUUCCGGGAAGUUCUUCACGUACGGAAGAGCCUGCCAAAAUUUGGGGCCGGUUGGAUUUGGUCUCAGGUGUCCUUUUAGUAUGCACUGGUUGACAAAGUUGCGCGGGUAACCAUUGGCUCUCAUUAACCGUCGAAGAUAUUGUAAUUCAUCGACCUUGUCUCCCAUUUCACUGCAGUUCGUCUCAGCGCGCCGGUAUAGCGCUCUUACGCAACUGCGUUUGUGACUGAAAGAGUGGUUGAUAUUGAAGUCGAGUAUUUGCGUCGUAUUUGUCGCUUUCCUGAACGUUUUGGUUUUUAGGCCAUCACAAUCUUUGCGGCAGACGAGGACAUCCAGGAAGGCCAGCUGAUUGUUUUCCUCCUCCUCCAUCGUAAAUUGAAUGUCCGGGAAGACGGCGUUGAGUUGUUCUUUGAACGUCAGCACCUGAUCCCGUUCGAUGACAAUGAAGCUGUCAUCCCCAAACCCAGCCCAAACUUUCGGUCUGCGGUGUCGGAAAACCAACGACUCCAGCCGUUGACAAGCCACCACCGCAUCAAUUACGACCCCAGCGGUGAUUGCGAGAACUGUUAAUUGCAGUGCGCAUACGGUCCCACGGCAGCCACGUGCUAUAAAUACUGCACUCCUGGUGCCACCAUUUCCUUUAUCUGCGAAUGUCUUUGAUGAUGGAUUCGAGUGAGCAUCCGAAACGUCAGGCAAAUAAAUUUCUUGUUCCAGUGAUCGCAUCUUCAUCUUCUGAACUGCUACCUGGAACUCGCCUGUUUGCUUCUAUCAGCAAGCUCACCGUCGACAGUUGCAGAAAAGAGCGCUAACUUUGACGAAGUAUGGGCGAAAAGGGAUUGCGUUCAUAAAAUGUUAUCCGGACAAUAACAAAUAAAUCCCUAAACUGGUACCUUUCUGCAAGGCCGCAUGCGAAAACUACAGUCCGCAACGUAUCCCUGCUUAAGUAGUGUAAAAUGUAUUUGUUGAUUUUCAAUGCCCCUGAAAAUUUAAAAAUAUACUAUAGGAAAAAGGAUGAAAAGUCUUCGUUCUUGAGCCCACUUUGUGACAACUAGCGAAUUAAUCGAAUUAUAAUUUUAUGGAAAUUGUACUAUCCGUCAGAAAAAAAACUUCAAUUGCGAGACCAUUGGGACUAUAAGGACUGUGAAGGAGUUCCAUGAGUUAGUCCACAUAUUGUAGUCACAAACAUACUCUGUGUGCGAAUAAACAUUUUCCAUGAAGGACUAGAGGAAUAAUCAAAAGGUACACAAAUGCUAGUGCAUCAGUUUGAUCGCGAAAUAUACUUUAUCACUGCUCGUUGAUUAGGUGAUGUACUGUAAUAUCUCGUGCAGGAUUUACAUCAAACCGGUCUAAAAGAAUGUUGCCGUUUGAAGCAAAAACACGCUCAAUACUCAUCAAUCGACGACAACUGCUGCAUCUGUUAACAAAUCUUGACGGACUAGGACAUUUCUGAACAUGAUCCCUUAUCAUGGCAAUAGGGACUCCGAUGAAUGUACUAUACUGCCCAAAAUUGCAAUAAAAACUUGCACUCCGUAUUUUGCAACGUUCUUUACGUUUGUCUACGAAGUGCAGGCAUUACGUGUCCAAUUCUGUCGAAUUGGAAACCCUUCCGAAACUUACUUUAUCGAGUACAAUUUCUUGAGACAACCGGCAAUAUAAAACAAGGACAUGUUCUUGCAUCCUGCUGACGAAGAUGGUUGGAACGUGCUCAGUUGUAAACUUGGUUCUUGUGGAAGACUGUUUGUCACGUAGAAAUAAGUUGAAACAAUCGAUUGAAAUACUAUUCAAUGUUUCAGACAUACAAGAGUGAAUAAUUUAAAUUUGUCAAAUGUCGUUCCUGGUCACACUGGCGUAGCACUUCACGACAUAAACCAUCAACAGUAAAAUCAAUUUUUGAAAUAAACUGUGUGCCAACUAAGCUGAAAGGGGAUGGAAUUUUAAAUGUCUGAGUGUUUUCUUUCACGCGGAGCAUGGGACUCCUAUAAAAUGUUAUCGACCAAAAUCCAUCCCCAUGCAGUGUGCCAUUUAACGCGCUUUGCCGGACAAGGUCACAUAUAUUGUUGCCCGAUGUAGUUUGGCAAAUGCAGACAUGCGCCUUAACGGUUCGGAGUAAAUCUGAGGUUUAUUGCACGCGUACACGGUCCAAAAGUAAAAUUUGCGUAUAGAUAUGAAACAAUAUUGUAAGCCAUCGUCAUUCAUUCAUCGAAACUUGAUUUACCCUGAAGUCAUAUAGCGUUUGCAUGGACUGAUGAAAUUUCUUGAUUAUAAUUUUAAUUCUGGUCCGUUUGCUUGCUUUAACGACCCGAAAUAAUCAAAGGGCAUCCUUCACACAUAUGCUGAUUUCAUGUGUCAGAUUACGAUGGGCUCAUUGGACCAACAGAAUGCGCUAGAUGAAUGAAAUUCCAAAUAAUUUGGAUAUUGAUUUUGCUCUGGAGUUUGCAUUCUGUUGUCAUUUGAUAUAUCGCCGUUCAUCUCGACAGUCUGAUAACUACUAUUCAAUCUUGCCUAUUUGAAGUAAUUUUCGAAGCAAUCGCGUGAUUGCCAAAACUCUUAAAAUUGACAUGCGAAGUCAACGCAUUCCGACGCGAAAAUGAUGGGUGCAGUGCCUCCUUUGAGGUUGCCGUGCAUUUGGACAAUCCUUAAAAUUUGCAACACGAUUUCACCUUUUGCUCCAAAGUAAUUUCAUUUCUUUCUCUUUUCACUCAUUUCUCUGUCCUACACUCUGCAUUUCUUCCUCUCCCUCUCCUCCUAUAACUGCAUGGUAUGAUAACUGGCGCAAGCUAGGACUACCGAAAUAACCAUCUCAGACUUAUAAGCCAAAAAGUGGCCAAGUGCAUAUUUGCAAACCCUGCAGGACUAACUAGCGUUUGGUGGGUUGGAAAUUCAUCAGUCUAAUCAGGCAUAGUGGGACGACGCCAAUGGAAUACGUUGAGCUAAAAGAAAUGAAAUAUUGAAUAUAUGGGCCUUUUCGUCUACACUUUUUUGCUUAGCUUCAGAUAUCGGUCAAGGUACCUGUUAUCGACCUCACGUCAAUCAUUAGGUCUUGACAGGAACAAUGCGUUGCUGUCGCAUUCCUGAAGAUUGGCAACGCUAAGUUCACCUUUCCAACCAAAUAUGCUAUCUGGUCUGCCAAAUAAUAGCUUUCUAUACUGGAACCAAAUCUGUUCGAGUAGAAUAUGUGGGUUGGCUGGAUAUGCCCAAAGUGAGCCAACAAAAUGCAGUUACACUAAUCACCCUUCAUUAAUAUAUGUAUCAACAUCAUGUAUGCAAACAUCCCUCACAGUUUAAUUUAGUGAAAAUUAAUUUUUUCUAUGAGAUUACAAACCACAAACGACAUGUGUGUCAUAAUUUCCCAAAAGAUUGCGUUUUGUGCGGAUUUUGGACUUUAUGGGAACGCGACGUGUGCGGAAUUUGAGUUAUUGUGUUCCCGUGGUGAAACGUACGCGUUUUAAUGAGUUGUCACAUGUACCAUUGAUGGAACUGGUCUGGGGCAUUAAUAAAGUUACUUUGCCUGUCGAAUUAUAUGGUACUCAAGAGUCAUGUUCGAAGAGCAUUUAAAGAUAGCAGUGUAUUGGUGAAUAUACUACUUUCGGAUUGCAGGGCUGGUUGCAUUGUUAAACUAAGACUUAUAUUGAUUUGUCUCUGAUGUCUCUACACAUACACUGCACUUGGAUUUGUGGUGUUCCUUCUGCCUCUGUACUUCCUCCACUUCAUUAAACAUGUCAGAAUUUCAUCCAAUCAGUACUGUUUAAAAACAUUCCCUAAGAUGGCUGUGGUCUGUGCCGCCCUCGAUCUUGCAGUCUGCCUAUACUGUUAGCAGUCUUAAGCAUUUUGCGCCGGGCACCUAUAAAUCAGCGGAAGAAAAUGAGUCUCAAACGCCAUGAACGUGAGUCCUGGAUGGGUCCAGUAUGCGGUACUUUCGACUCUGCAGGUGAAUGCUCUAUAGUACAUUAGCAGAUUCGUUUUUCUCCAUUUUACCUCAUGUAGGUCAUGGAAUUUCUGGUUUCGGGCAAGAUGCCUGCAUGUGGAUCUAGAAAUUUAAAUUUACGGGUUUGUUUCAGGAGGACAAAAGAUGUGGGCUGACAGUGACUGCACUUAGGUGCCAUUGGUAGACAACAUUAAUUUUAAUGAAGCUGAAAAUUCAGGUGAACAAGAACGUCUGUAGGCAGGUGUAAUUCCUGCAAAAAGUUUACAGUCACAUAAUAUCAGCAUCCUUGCGUAAAGUGGUUUUUAGCCUGCUGGUUUUGAACAAUGCAUGUGACUCUGCGUUGUAUGCGGUGCCUUCAUUGUAUGCAAAGUACAAGCUAUGCGGUCUGCCAAAUGACGGAAUUAAGGAGUUCCGACAAUCCAACACCUCACAGGGCCAGCAAAAGACAUAUUUUUCUUUGUAGGUAAACUGAGAGCAUGUUAAGUCUUUCGCCUACGUGUUCGACGUCCCAGUUCAGCAACGAAAGACUACGGAUGUGUACGUCCUCAGCGGCCUCAUACCGAUGAGGCAUCCUUCUACUUUUAUAUUAUCAGCAAGGUAAAGAUGAGAUUUACUUGAUAAGGGCUGCAUCUGCCGAUAGCAUAUAAUCAUAUCCCCUUUUGGAUGGGAGAAUCCAUUCACUUCCAAUACUUAAAGCGACGUAUUAUGUGAACAUAUCAGAGAACAGCAAAUUAGCUCUCUUUCUCUAUCUUACCUAAAUUUACCAUGGUUUUUCCCCAGGAAUUAGUCAUUAUCCUGGAAGUCUACAUUAUAACAUGGCAAAGGUAUUAUAACGUACUUCAGAGAUAGGUAUUAGUUUAACACCCAGACGCGUGUGCCGCCCAUAUCCUCUGUUGUCAGUUUGGUAACUAAUAUAGAUACAGUCUGCUUGUAUAGCAUUCUGCUCAGAGAGACGGACAAAUGUACAUUUCACCUAAAUCAACGUUCAUUUAAACUUGUAGUGUUUGGAUGAACCGCAAUCGUUUGCGAUUUCGGUUUUUGCAAUUGAAACUUGAAAAAAACACGUAGGCCACAUGACAAUGCGCACAUGAAGAUAAGCAGUUCGCUGACUUCCUUGAACACUCCUAUGAUUGUAGUCGUCCGGGCGUCUUAUUAGCGCUUUGAAAUCGCUGUUAUCCAAUAAAAAUAUGAGUGAGAUCUGUAAAGAAGCUAUAUAAGUGACGCCAGACUUCCAACCUAUAGUGGGCGACGGCCAUCUACAAUUGCAAAAAUGAGACUCCGGUCUUCGAUUCUACUGCAGGCUGCAUUAAUCUUUCUCGGUGACAUUUUCGGCAAGUCUGAUCCCUUAAUUCACUUCUUCACAAUAUCUCUAUCUCGCAUCCUGUUCCCACAGACUACACCUUAAUGUAAUGUAUCCCGAAAAAUUGUGACGCAGGAAAAAUACGCAUGAUGUUGCUGGAUUUUCGUAGCGAGAAUUCUAGGUAAAAUGGCCAAUCCAAUCCCAGUUUUACUAUAACUUGAAACUUCUUCUUUCCUGCUUUCAGCUCGCGCCGAGGAACCAUCAACUUAUAAACUGUGCAACAGUACACACACAGAGUGUACAACUAUAAACUUGAGACCCGGAGACCAGACCAAAGGCCAGCACUGCCGUACAGCCUGUUCAAAUAAGACAACAGGUCUGUAUAUUUGCCACAUGCAUGCAUGUCAAUGACGACUGCGAAUGCUGCGCUUAUUUUCAGAUUCCUGAUUGACGCGGCACGUAGCUCAUACAUUAACCUCCUCCUUGUCCUUUAGGGCAGUUGAGCGAGAAAAUCACAGCCGUCUAUUGCGAAACUUCUGGGGAACCCUGCACCUCGUACGACGUUUACGGACGACCAAAUUAUCCCAGAAAUUUCAAAAGACAUGUUCUCUGUGUGCAGGCAUGUCAGUUUGUUGCACAAGGUGAGUCGCCAAAUCGCCUUCCAGAAACACUUGCGCCCUCGUCUUCUCAGCAGGCCAAACACCUGCUACAUCGUCUAACACUCACCUAACCUCCAUCAUGGUUCAUAUGCCAUGCAAAUAGGCAUGAUAAUUAACAACGUAUUCGUCACUUUUCAGUUGAACAAAGCACCGCGAUGUCUUUUAAACUAUGCAGGGACGUCCAGCAGAGGUGUAGUCCAAUUGAGAAGACGAAUGGUACAUUCAAUGACUUCAGAAGGUGCAUUUUCCAGUGUGACGGUUGGGUAAAGCGUAAGUUCUUAACCUACAUUUUGCACACUUGUACUGCUUUGCGUCACCCUUGUUCAUUCAGUAAGCUGCCUUUUUAACUUUAAAGUGGAAAAUACCAAGGAGAACACAGCAUACCUCUGUCCUGCAAGCGGCGAUUGUCAGCAAGGCAAUUACUUCACCAAGAAGAAUGAAGCAGGCGCAUUCGCCAGCUUGAAGGCCUGUUUCGAGACUUGCAUGUCAGGUGAGGUUCCAUAUGCACUGCAGCUUGCCAUUAAAGAAUGCUUAAUACUCGUUUCCGAAACGUAG
Messenger RNA from Spirometra erinaceieuropaei, 19155 nucleotides. The record is from the annotation of a GenBank genome assembly. NCBI's taxonomy places the organism in Eukaryota, Metazoa, Platyhelminthes, Cestoda, Diphyllobothriidea, Diphyllobothriidae.